Molecule: messenger RNA, 5557 nt
Organism: Macrobrachium nipponense
Lineage: Eukaryota; Metazoa; Arthropoda; Malacostraca; Decapoda; Palaemonidae
Product: gastrula zinc finger protein XlCGF8.2DB-like
Exons: 3
Coding region: 602-1666 (354 amino acids)
Biological process (GO): regulation of transcription by RNA polymerase II
Cellular component (GO): nucleus
Molecular function (GO): DNA-binding transcription factor activity, RNA polymerase II-specific; RNA polymerase II cis-regulatory region sequence-specific DNA binding
Source: RefSeq, a predicted model, not a curated record
UCAACAAACAGACUCCAUUGGCUGCCUUAGUAGCAUAACUUUACUCAAAGUUGAAACGUCUUUUUCUCUUCUAUAAUAAUUACCGUCUUCAUAAUCGAGAAAUUCUUAAUUAAUCGUAAUAAUUGGUAUAUUACAAGGAUAACCGAUAAUUGCUGUAAUAAUAUAACCUGUUUUGUUAUGGUUGAUCUCUGAUAAUCUGCAAAGGAACAUGUUUUCUUUAGCAUCAAGUUAAUUUUCCUCAACAACAAACUCUUGAUUCUCCCUCAGAAGAACCUUCCUUUCUUCGUCAGUUUUGAUUAGCAUCAGGAUUUUGGGCAAUGCAUGUUGUUUAAUGGUAGUACAUGGAACAGUACCAAUAGCAACCCCUAAAGUAUGAAACAACAGUGAAUUAUUGUACGUGUAUUUAACAAAUUUAAACAAAGUAAAAUUCGUUUUGAAUAUUAGAUUCAUACAUCAGCAGUGAAAUCUGGUUGUAGUCCUUCAAGAUAUUGUACUUAAUUUUUAACAGAUUUAUUCAGUAAUUAUUUGUAAACAAUUUCGUGUUAAGAGUUGUGAAUUGAACACAUUGUCAUUACAGAACAGGCCAGGACAAAAGGCUAAAAUGAAUCCAGAACAUUCUUUAGAAUUUCCUUUGAAAAGUGAAACUGAAGGUGCAUUAUCACUACCUUCCAUAAACCAAGAAAACAGCAACUUGGCUGCCUUUAGUGGAACCAGUGAUGGAGACUUUUUGUCUCUGGAUCCAUUGAUGGACAUCAAAAUAGAGCCAGAGGAAUUCUGUGAGUCUAAUGAAGAUGAUGAAUAUUCAAAUGAAAUGAAUUCAACAGUGAAUGAAAAACAUCCACAAACUUGCAAAAAGGAAGUAAAACGAGAAAGAAGGAAUAGUCACAAUGGAGAGAAGCCUUUCAGAUCAACUGACUGUGAGAAAGCAUUUUACAAGAAAAUUAAUCUUACAAAUGAUAUCACAAAUCCUACCAGAGAGAAAUUCAUCUGCAAUGAAUGUGGGAAAGCAUUUUCCUCGAAACGCAUUCUUAGAGUUCAUAUGAGAAUCCACACUGGAGAGAAGCCAUACAUGUGCAAGGAAUGUGGGAAAGCAUUUUCUCAGAAAUCAAAUCUUACAAGUCAUAAAAGAUUGCAUACUGGAGAGAAGCCAUAUAUGUGCAAGGAAUGUGGGAAAGCAUUUUCCCACAAACCACAUCUUACAAGUCAUAUGAGAAUCCAUACCGGAGAUAAACCAUUCAUGUGCAAAGAAUGUGGGAAAGCAUUUUCCCACAAACCACGUCUUACAAGUCAUAUGAGAAUCCAUACCGGAGAUAUGCCAUUCAUGUGCAAAGAAUGUGGGAAAGCAUUUUCCCACAAACCACAUCUUACACGACAUAUGAGAUUGCAUACUAGAGAGAAGCCAUUCAUGUGCAAGAAAUGUGGGAAAGCAUAUUCCCAGAAAUCAAAUCUUAAACGUCAUAUGAGAAUCCACACUGGAGAGAAACCAUUCAUGUGCAAGGAAUGUGGGAAAGCAUUUUCCCAGAAAUCAAGUCUUACACGUCAUAUGAGAUUGCAUACUAGAGAGAAGCCAUUCAUGUGCAAGAAAUGUGGGAAAGCAUUUUCCCAGAAAUCAAGUCUUACACGUCAUAUGAGAUUACAUACUGGAGAGGAAAAAGAAACAACAUGAUAAAAUAAACCAGUUAAGGGCAGAGAUUGCUCAAAUGACCAACUAUAUGACAGAUCAAAUUCACUCACAAAAUCUGCUCAAGAAAAUAAAGAAAAAAUACAGAAUCGGGAUGAACAAAUGAGUGGAAAACUGGCAGAACACAAAGCUAAUAUAAAGGCCCUAGCUUCACAAAUAGGAAGCAAACAACAGAAGAUAAAAGCAAAACAGAUAAAUAGGCAUUUUGGUAAAAUUCCAUAGAGAGUGUAUAGAAAGAUGACGAAAGAAACAGUUGAGGUACGAAUGUAGGGCUGAUGCCUUUGUAUAAUAAGGAGCCCUGUGAGGUUAUUUAGAUCUGCAAUAAUUUAUGCCAAGGUCGGUUUGUUAUGACUCUCCUUCCUCAUUGGAGUGUCUUGGAUUUCGAUGAUAAUUUCUAAGUUAGUAUCUUCUUUGGAUAUGAAGGCGGAGAUGUUUCAAACUCAUGAUGAUAAUUUCUAAGUUCAAUCAGUAUCUUUCCAAUGCGAGGUUCUAGAGUUGAAACACAGAGUAUGAAAAUAUCUGUAUUCUCUGAGACUACAUGGUGAAGAUCAGAUAAAAUUGGACAGGUCUUCUAAUGAUGAUGGCUAAUUGAAGUCUGACUACAAUCUGGUUUACAAAUCUUAAAGUGAGCAGACAGUAGCUCGAACAUACGAACAUACACACAGAUGACAUAGAUUACAAGUCAUGUAGGCCGUUUGGGUUAUAGGUUAAUGUGGUUGUCUCAAGCAGGAGGCUUUGACAACCGUUUACAAAACAAUAGGUUUCAUGACCACGGAUGACGGCAAACUAGACACUGACUGAUACAACACGUCAUCUUAGCCUACUUUCUUAUCUGGUCUGAUCACACUUCUGCAAGCAAACUGGUUGACCUCUUGGGUCACUGGUUUUAAUUAAUCAUAGUUUUAGUUUUUAUAUAUGGAAUAACAUUCCAUAUUUUUGUAUUAUGUAACACUUACACAAACACCACCGAGCAAGGAAGACCUAGAGAGAUUUUGGAAGCAACUGUUUGAAGACCCUAAACAACACCAUGAGAAUUCAUGGAUUGACACUAUUAGGCAGAAGAACAGCUAGAAACAGCAAAUGCCACCAAUAAUGUUCACCAUUGGAAAAGUAACAAAGAAAUUGAAAGAAUACGUAUAAUAAUUUCAAGAUAACAGUAGAUGCUAGAUGCAUGUGACUUCAUAAAUAAGCAAAUCCCACAGGAAAAUGAUUGUCAGAAAUCCAAGCACUUACUAUCAUUUUCCUGUGGGAUUCGCAUAUUUAUGAAGUCACGUACAUCUACUGUGAUUUUUUAAGUAUAAUGGAAACCACAUGCAACUUCUACGCCUUUUCUUUGAAUUUUCCGAGCCUUGUUCUAUUCGUGACAUCCUUCUGUAAUGCUCUUAUCAUCGCUCACGAACUGAAACUCCGACUUAACUUUCUAUGGAAGUGUAUGAACGAGCAAGUAAUGCCCAAGUUGAUUUCACCAGUGAGAAUUCUUCGCCUAGCAGAGCGACCUUUUGACGAGUUUCAACGCAUCAUACUUCAGAAACACAUCGACAUCACAAAAGUGGAAGUAGAUGAUGCAUUUCAUACACUUAGAAACAGACGGUAUAGCUUUAAUCAGACGGUUCCUGUCGAUUGGAAGAAUCGGAUGCUGGAUUAUUGCUACAGAAAAUUGAGAAAGUGCUGCAACCGUCUUGAAAGGAAGCCUCAAGUCAAGCUGAAGAAUCUUAUUGCUGAAAGCAACUGGACUAAGCAUGUUAACGUGGACUUCAUGAUUAAUUUAUCAGACAAACCAGUGGAUAGUGCUACGACAGCGGCUUUGGGAUAUGGGUUAAGCUUUGGUGUAUUUAUUGGUAACCUGGACUGUGUCGACAUCUCAAUCCUUUUGUUAUUUAGAAAAAUUUAAUCAAAACCUAUGCCCUGAUAAUAUCAAUAUUUGUAAAGGUAUUGUGUAUGGUGCUAUGAGUAAACCCUCUCCCCCAAUGUACCCGUGAGAUUUCUCCAGGCUUUUAAGAAAAUUAAAGAAGACGAAACAGUGAAAGUGACAAAAGCAGAUAAAUCUAAUUCAGUGGUAAUAAUGAAUAAAAGUGACCAUAUAAGUAAAAUAAUGACAUUGUUAAAUGAUACAGAUACUUAAACGAAACUGAGGUCUGACCCUACACAGACAGUGAACUCCCAUUUUAAUAAACAAAUUAAGUCCAUUUUGAAGGGCUUGGACCAUUUAAUUAAACAGUUUACACCGCAAUGCGCCUCCCUACCUUAUAUGUAUGGUUUAGUCAAGACACAUAAAAUCAAUAACCCUAUAAGACUAAUCAUUAGUUCAGUGGGCUCAGUUACGUAUAAUUUAUCUAAAUGGCUUGUAAAAAUUCUUACUCCUUUGGUAGGAAACAUUUCUAACAGGAAUGUUAAAAACAAUGUUGAUUUAUAAACAAAUUGAAUAGUUUAAAUUUGAAUUUUGAUUUUAAUAUGGUUAGUUUUGAUGUUGUCUCUUUAUUUACAAAAGUGCCUGUAGAUGACUUACUUGAAUAUUUGGAGGAGGAAUUAGAACGUCAUGACAUUCCCUUAAGUGCAGUAAACCUCAUUAGUCUCAUAAGGUUAUGUAUCAAAGAUAGUAAAUUUUGUUUUAAUGGGGAAUUUUUUGUACAAAAGUUUGGCAUGGCUAUGGGUAAUCCCUUAUCUCCUGUCCUUAGCAAUAUUUACAUGGAAUUUUUUGAGACAAAACUCUUACCAAGAAUUUUGCCCCAAAAAGUUAUUUGGUUUAGAUAUGUGGAUGAUAUCUUCUGUAUUUGGCCAGUUCACGAAAAUCUCCAGGAAUUCCUUAAUAAUCUCAAUAAUUUAGUCCCUUCUAUAAAAUUUACUGUAGAGGAAGAAAGAAAUUGUAAUUUGAAUUUUCUUGAUGUAACUGUCCAUAGAAAUGAUAGAAAUUUCACCUUUUCAGUCUUUCGAAAAUCAACUAACAUUGCCUCUUUUGUUCAUUACUACUCCAAUCACCAUCAAAAUGUUAAAUUCUCUUUUUUCUGGGAUGUUCUUAAGGGCUUUACGUGUCUGUAGCCCGCAGUUUAUUGACGCUGAAAUUAAAACUACUUAUGAUAUUGCAUUGAAACUUAAAUACCCAAGGACUUUUGUAGAUGUGGCAUGGAAAAGAGCUAGAAAAACAUUUUAUUCAACUAAUGACAAACUUGAAUUUAGUAAGCAUAACAUUCUAAAAUUACCCUAUGAUGAAAGGUUUUUAGAUAUUCCUAGAAUUUUAAAGCUUUUUAACAUAAAUGUUGUUUUCAGUAAUAUUAAUGUCAAGAGUUUAGUAAUCAAAAAUUCUCCUAAAGAUCUUCCAGGCUGCAUAUAUGAAAUUCCUUGCAAAAAGUGUGAUAAAGUCUAUUACGGACAGACCGGUAAAUCUUCUUCACAACGUCUCAAACAGCAUCAAUAUUCUGUGAGAACUGGGCAAAUAUCGAAUGCAUUAUUUGUACAUAUCAGAGAUUUAGACCAUCCUAUUAAUGGAGUCAAGCAAGAGCCUUAAUCCCAUAUAAUGACACAGUUAAAAAGAAUAUCAUUGAAUCUUGUUUCUUCAAGUCAAAUAAUAGAAAUGUUCUAAAUUCAAGUCUUGGUUUAUUUAAACUUGAUGCUUUCAUAACGAAAUUGUAGAUAAAUUUAAGCAACAAAAUUAAUAUAUUCAGUUUUUACAUGUUUUGGACUGUAAAGAUACUUUGUAAUUUCGGCUAGGGUCAGAAUCUGUUUAAGUUUGUGACCGUGUGAUAUCCGAUAAUCCUGGAUUAUCCCUUUUAAUUUUUACCCUUUUGAUAAUUAACCAUCUGGUAUUCCUGAUCUUGUUUUUACCUGAGGCCUUCCUCUCCAAUUGUACUUCAUUAACUCCUUGACAUGUCUGAGUAAAGA